AUGAUCGCACCUACAAUUUUCUUAAUUUUAUUUAAAAUUAUGGUUAAAAGUAUGAACUGGACGGAAAAUAAGUUUGAGAAGCGCCGUGCUGAGGUGGUGAAGAUCAAACGCAAAUAUCCUGAUCGGAUUCCUGUUAUUGUUGAGAAGGCGCCGAAGUCUCGCUUACGUGAUUUGGAUAAGAAAAAGUACUUGGUUCCUUCAGAGCUUACAAUUGGACAAUUUUACUUCUUAAUCCAUAAAAGGAUUCAUCUUCGUCCUGAACAAAUGUUAUUCUUCUUUGUUAACUCUCUUAUACCGCAGACUAUGACUACAAUGGGGCAACUGUAUCAGGAUCAUCACGAAGAGGAUUUCAUCCUCUACCUGACAUACAGUGAUGAGAACUUUUUUGGAGAGGAUGAAGAACUGGAAGUGGAUUCAACAGACGGAGAAAGUUUGUUUUUUUUAGUUUUUAUUUUUAUGAAUUGUAAUUUAAGUUGA
Meloidogyne enterolobii is the source of this 477-nucleotide messenger RNA. NCBI's taxonomy places the organism in Eukaryota, Metazoa, Nematoda, Chromadorea, Rhabditida, Meloidogynidae. The record is from the annotation of a GenBank genome assembly.